Coregonus clupeaformis (lake whitefish) is the source of this 1826-nucleotide messenger RNA. RefSeq names its product ribosomal RNA processing protein 36 homolog. The coding region runs from base 128 to 1243 and encodes 371 amino acids. The transcript is spliced from 8 exons. The record is from RefSeq and is a predicted model, not a curated record. Gene Ontology annotation, cellular component: 90S preribosome; nucleolus. Gene Ontology annotation, biological process: maturation of SSU-rRNA from tricistronic rRNA transcript (SSU-rRNA, 5.8S rRNA, LSU-rRNA). Lineage: Eukaryota; Metazoa; Chordata; Actinopteri; Salmoniformes; Salmonidae.
CAUUCAGACAGAAUUUAGCUAGCUGGCUAACAGUACACAACUCAAAGAUAAACCCACGUGGAUAACAUCUUGGGCUCGUUGCUAUUAUAGUUCGUUUCUAAGGAUCGUCGUUCAUAUAAAUUCCACAAUGUCCUCCGGGCACCAGAAAGCAACCAUGAAGCGAAAGCAACAUCAAGAAGUGGCUGUCACUGUGUCUAGCUUGGAUAACAAGUCAAAAAAGACCAAAAGUCUGUCAAAGAAAUCCCCUGACAGUAGUGAUGAAGACUCCGAGCUGGAACAAAACUUUGCCUUAUUCAGUAAAAGGAGCUCCUCAGGUAUCAGCGAGGAAGACCAGGAAGAGUCUGGACGAGAGGAAGAGGAGGACAGUUUGAGUGGGGGAGAAUCUCUUGAGGAUGACAGUGACGAAGAGGAGGCUAAUGAUGAAGAUGAUGCAGAGGUUGAAAAUGUAGAGAGUGAUGGUGCUGCUGGUACUGGUGAUGAUGAUGAUGAAGACCAGACAGGUUUGGGUAGUGACACUGAGGACUCCGAGGAUGUCGAAGAUGACACAGAACAACCGGAAACUGUAAACAGUGGUGAAAUACAAACAAAAGACGACAUUAAAAAAGAACUUUCAACAAUGUCUUUUGAGGACAUUCUGGAGCUUCAAAACAAGGUGGGGACAAAGGUCUAUAAUGAAAUAGCCUACGGCACAACCAAGGCAAAACAAACACUCACGAAGAAACGCCUCAACAAGAAUAGGCCCAUGGAGAUAUCAGCCAAGAGGCCCGCCCCUUUUCUCAGACAAGUAGUUCCUGUCAAGAAAACAGUAUCAAGAGACCCUCGAUUUGACGAUCUGUCUGGUGAAUACAAACCGGAGAUCUUUGAGAAAACCUACAGAUUCAUCAACGACAUCAAACAGCGCGAGAGAGAUGUAGUGCAGAAGAAGCUCAAGAAACCAUUAAAGAGCAACCAGAAGAAGGAGAAACUUCAGUUCCUGUUGAAAAGAAUGGAGAACCAGGAGCGGGCCCGGAAGAGCCGGGAACAGCAGCGUGAGAAGGAGCUAGAGUUCAAGAGGAAACAGAGAGAGAUGGCGGGCCAGGGACUGAAGCCUUUCUUCCUCAAGAAAUCCGACAAGAAGAAGCUGGAGCUGGCAGAGAAGUACAGCGAACUGAAGAAGAGCGGCAAGCUGGAAAACUUCCUCAGCAAGAAGAGGAAGAGAAAUGCUGGCAAAGACCGUAGGAAGCUGCCUUUCCAGCAGAAGUGACCGUCCUGAUUGGGACAUUUGUCCUGAUGAUGAUGGGACAUUUUGGCCGCAGAAACUGGCCCAGGAAAAGUAUUGCAGUUUUAUUUGUCCUGAUGAUGAUGAUGGGACAUUUUGGCCUCAGAAGCUGUCCCAGGAACAGUUUACACAGCUUAGUUUUUUUACUAAGGGGCAAUCAACCAAGGGCCACUCUUCUAACUUGAGAUGCAUGUGAGUAACUUGAACUUUGGUCUGAAAUCCCAUUAACAAUGUAUGAUUUAUGUGAGAGUCCAAGAUGUUUGCGUGCAUCUCAAGUUUGGACUGAGCCAAUAAGGUUAGGAGAGGGCUGAAAGAGACUGAAGCCAAGCAAAUGCGGACCUAUCAUGGCCAUGGAGGUGUCACAGGGGAGGACUUAAUCACAACUACGGUAUAUAAUCUAGUACUUCAUAUCGUCUUCCCGGUGAGGAAUUGCUGAAAGCACACUGUUGAUUUUGUAUGUUUUUAUGAGGACUAACAAUGCAAUUGCAUAUGGUUUGUAUGUAUCAUGUUAUUUAAUUGGAACAUGCAGAAGGGUCAUUUUUGUAUUAAAUAUACGUAAUUGAAAGUA